CUCUCAGCUCCUGUAUGCGCGGUUGCUACUCUCCCGGGUUCUCUGCCGUUGGGGGCUCGCGUUCGACGCGCUCGAAAAGCAAAAGAGAGACUGGGAUAUCCGUGCCGCGAAUGGCUCCAUGCCCUUGAAAUUUACGCGCAUGUAGCCGCCAACGCCGCCACAUCCAACGACAUGGCAUGUACUGCAAUGGCUUAUAUAUAUCUUGUGGUUGCAGCCGUCCUCAGAUUAGACGUCUGGUCCUUUCUCUCAGUAGACCCAUGCAGUCCUUGCUCCCCUUCCUCCUCGUCGCUCUUUCACUCACUGCCGGGACACAAUCUCGGACACAUGGACGCCGUCUCCACAAUGCCGGCCACUCACGCUCUCUGGAGGAACUGGAACUCGAGCUGCCGACCCGGACGACGAAACUCUCUGCCAACUGGAAUCUGGAUCGGUCUUUCGCUAUAGACAACGAGACCGCCCUGGCGAAGCGCGAUAACACGAAAUAUGUGUUUAUGCAUCAUAUUGUGGGCAAUACCCAAGCGAACUGGACUGCAGAUAUCCAAGCGAUUGGUGCACAGGGAGUCGACGCCAUCGCUCUCAACAUCGGCGGCGACACAUGGCAACGGACGCAAAUCGGCUACGCCUACGCCGCCGCACAAGCGAUAUCGAGCCCCGUCAAGCUUUUCAUCUCUUUCGACUUUACCACGAACCUGGGCUGCGACCUGAAUGACAUCGUCCAGCGCACCCUCCAGUUUUCGAGCCACCCGUCCCAGUUCAAAGUCAACGGCAGGGCGAUGAUCAGCAGCUACGAGGGCGCGUGUCUGGGUGACGCGGGCUGGAGGAGCUUGAAAGAUCAGACGAAUGGAUAUAUCAUGCCGUUUAUCUCUGGGCUGGAGGGCAAUUUUGGCGCGUGGUCAAGCUUCGACUCGUGGUAUUGUUGGGGUUGUGCCUGGUCCCAGAACAACCAGGACAAGAAUACUGCUGAUGACUACUACUAUAUCAGUCAGGUUGGAUCUAAAUACGCUACGACAGUCAGCGGAUGGUUCUACACCCACCUCUCCGACAAAAACCGUAUUUUGCGCUCCGAUGACUGGCUUCUGAACAACCGCUGGAACCAGAUUUUCCAGAUGCGCGAUCAACUGACAUUCGUGGAGAUGGUCACAUGGAACGACUUUGGUGAAUCUGACUACUUCGGACCAGUCACAGCCAACCAGCCCACUGGGACGACCUGGGCCGACAACUUCCCGCACACCGCUUGGAUGGACAUGAGCGCGUAUUACAUCCAGGCGUUCAAGACCGGCGUCUAUCCGACCGUCACCAAGGAUGUGAUAUACUUCUGGGCUCGGCCGCAUCCCCACGAUGCGACCGCGACCGCCGACCCGCUGCCGCAGCCGGCCAACUAUGCGUGGACAUCCGACUAUCUGUGGGCCGCGGCGUUCUGCUCCUCGACGUGCACCGUGACGUUGAAGAGCGGGACGAGCUCGUCGCAGACGUGGACGAACCUGGGAGCCGGUGUGAAUCUGUUGCAGCUUCCGCUUGCGCCGGGACGGGUCUCGGUGGCCAUGAGCAAGGGCUCUACCACCGUUUUGAGCGCGUCUCCGACGGAUUUCACUUAUGUCUCGGUGCCCAGUCUUUACAAUCUGAAUGUCUAUGUUGGAGCAGCUUCCGCGACAAGCACUGCGACUACAAGCACUGCGACUGCGACCACUUCUACUAGCACUUCGACUACGACCACGUCCACGACGAGUACUGCGACCACGACUACCGCGACAACCACCUCAACCACCACUACAACGACGACAACUACGUCGACGUCCACCGACACUGCAGCUACUUCGGCCGCGACAGUGACAUGGUCUUAUCAGGGCUGUUACACUGAUAACGGCGGCUCCCGUACUCUGAGAGGAAUCGAAAUCGACUCGUCCACCGGAAACAGCAUCUCCAGCUGCCAGUCGCAGUGCCAGGUUGCCGGGUAUCUCUAUGCCGGAGUCGAGUACGGGUCGCAGUGCUUCUGCGCCGCCGCCAUCGCUUCGGGGGUAUCGACCUGGGACGAGUCUCACUGUAGCUACCCGUGCCCCGGCGGCGCUGGAAAGUGCGGCGGUUUCAACGCCAUCAACAUUUACAAGGCGUCCUCUGCGAGCACAGCCACUACGACGACGACGACGACCAGUGCUGCUGCCGCGACAGUCACCGCCGGCGGCCAGUCCUGGUCGAGCCUCGGCUGCUACGCUGACUCGACCAAUCAGCGUGUUCUCCCUGCGCAAGUUUACGAGGGUCCGAGCAACGGUGUAACCUCGUGUCUGACGUCGUGUGCCAACGCAGGAUACUCGUUUGGGGGUGUCGAAUUCGGGAGCCAAUGCUUUUGCGGCAAUGCAGCCCCUGCCAGUUCAUUGAUAGCGACGAGCGACAGCUGCAACUACGCAUGCUCUGCUGGCUCGGCGUCUGGGAUCUGCGGAGGAGCCAAUAGGAUCAACAUCUACUCUAUUUCGGGUGGCGCGGCACCUAUCACGACGCCUCCAGCAGGCGCCGACACGGGAUCGUGGACCUACCUUGGGUGCUACCCCGAUAGCCCGUCGAGCCGGAUCGUCAGUGCGCUCGAAGUAGACUCUGCCUCGUCGAACUCAAUCGCAUCGUGCGAGACCACGUGCUCGCAGGCAGGCUUUUCGUACGCUGCGGUCGAGUUUGGCCAGCAGUGCUUCUGCGGGCCAUCGCUGCUGUCCGGUGUCUCCGCCGUCGCCGACUCGCAUUGCAGCUACGCGUGCCCCGCUGGGUCGGGCAACUGCGGCGGGUUCAAUUACGCGAGUGUGUACUACAAGCCCGCCAGCUCCAGCACUUCGAGCGUCACGACCGUGGGAAGCACAGCGUGGACGCAUCUGGGGUGCUACAACGAUGCGACCAACGCGAGGGUGCUCUCGUAUGGAGCGUACGACGGACCAGCGAACUCCGUCAGCUCGUGUCUGACAGGCUGUGGCGGCAAGGGCUAUGUCUACGGCGGUCUAGAGUUUGGGCAACAAUGCUUCUGCGGAUCCACGUUCACCUCCAAAACGGCGACCGCAAGCUCCAACUGCCAGUACCACUGUUCCGGAGACUCGGCGGGCCUCUGCGGUGGCUUCAACUACGUCGAUGUGUAUUACGCCGCCAGCGGCCUGCAUUAGGAAGGAAAUCGAGCACCGCAUCUCAUUACCUUAUGUACACUCUUUCAUUACCGUCCUUCGUUUGGCGCCCAAGCUGCUGCGGGCGCCAAUCUGCGUGUAUAAGUUCGCCGGGUGUAUGUGGGGCACCGCCAGCGCUCCGCCCUCCCUGCACCCCCAGUGACGAUGAACCACCAGCUGUCGCUGCACAAUCCCUCGCUCCAAGUCCUCGACCGCGUGCGACACCCAGUGCGCUCUCUGCGGCUCCGAGAUGUCUGAGCCCGCGUUGACGAUGACCACAUAGAAAACCCGGGCCGAGCGCGCGCACAUGCAGUUCCAGCAACGCGCCGCGGACGCCCAGGACCCCGUGCGCCAGCAGGGCUGGUUCCGCUCGAUGCAGCAGGUGAUGCAGGAGAUCGACGAGAUGACGCUGUGCGUUCCCGCCGCCGUGCCCAUCCGCUUCCUGGACCUCGG
Mycena citricolor is the source of this 3584-nucleotide messenger RNA. Lineage: Eukaryota; Fungi; Basidiomycota; Agaricomycetes; Agaricales; Mycenaceae. The record is from the annotation of a GenBank genome assembly.